Molecule: messenger RNA, 465 nt
Organism: Vicia faba (fava bean)
Lineage: Eukaryota; Viridiplantae; Streptophyta; Magnoliopsida; Fabales; Fabaceae
Source: the annotation of a GenBank genome assembly
AUGUCAGUUACCAGAUUUGCUAACAGGGAUUUUAUCACAACAGAUUUGAAAUUAUCGUUGCAGUCAUCAUCAAUGUUACCCUCAUUAUCAGAGUGUUCCUCCAUAUUGUCCCAAGGCUUCUUAAGGAAUUUCUCAAAAUCAACAUUAGGAAUGGUUGAAACAAUGGCCAGUUGGGUAGCAUCAACAAAUUAUGAUUCAGAACUUGAGACUUCAAUAUGUAGGGGUAAGGACUAUGGUGUUCUCAAUAAUUUUUUCCUUGAUGACACCGCUGGAUUCCCUAUGUUCCACGAGAAUCUUAUCCAGCACUGGUUUAUUUGGGUUGGUGUUAAGAGGUGUUUUGACGGGAUCAAUCUGUUUAGCUUUGUGGUGGUUUUUAGUGGAUUGUUUCCUUCUAAGAUCGGGGAAGAUGAAACGGGUUUUGUUGUUGUUUCUAGGAAAAAGGAGUGGAAGAGAUCCUUGGUGUGA